Ochotona princeps (American pika) is the source of this 737-nucleotide messenger RNA. Its product is annotated as centromere protein J-like. The transcript is spliced from 7 exons. Gene Ontology annotation, cellular component: centrosome; nucleus; centriole. The record is from RefSeq and is a predicted model, not a curated record. The coding region runs from base 1 to 639 and encodes 212 amino acids. Gene Ontology annotation, molecular function: tubulin binding. Gene Ontology annotation, biological process: cilium assembly; centriole elongation. NCBI's taxonomy places the organism in Eukaryota, Metazoa, Chordata, Mammalia, Lagomorpha, Ochotonidae.
AUGCUGGCCUUUGAUCCCCGGACGUCGGGGCCCCAGGAUGGACUGGCCACCAGCGUCCCCCCCGAUGGACCCACCCGUUCCUCCCCAGACCCUGGCGAGCCGCAGGGGGAGCAGACCCUGGGCGACGGCCGGACAGUCAUCACCUUCCCCAGCGGGACGCAGAAGGAGGUCAGCGCCGACAGGAAGUCCAUCACCAUCCGGUUUUUCAACGGAGACAUAAAGAAGAUCAAGCCAGACCAGAGAGUGGUUUACUACUAUGCUCAGGCACAGACGACCCACACCACCUACCCCAGCGGAGAGCAGGUGGUGCAGUUCCCCAACAAGCAAACAGAGACGCUGUACCCCGAUGGCUCCAAGGAGAUAGUGUUUCCAGACGGGACCGUGAAACGCCUCAGGGACGGUCACGAGGAAACCCUGUUUCCUGAUGGGACCACUGUUCAAGUGAGCAGGAAUGGUGACAGGACUGUCCUGCUCAGCAAUGGGCAGAGGGAGAUCCACACGGCACAGUUCAAGAGGCGGCAAUUCCCCGAUGGCACGGUGAAGACCGUGUACUGCAAUGGCUGCCAGGAGACCAAGUUUGCAUCUGGGAGGGUGAGGGUCAAAGACAAGACUGGACGUACCAUCCUGGACCACAAGUAGUACAUGGAUGCCGCCUGGUGCCCAAGCCCCUGUCUCUUAGAAAAUACAAACACAAAUUUGCAGCCACAGAACUUUGGUAUUAAAAGGUAUAGAAGGUC